AAAAUGUAUAUGAGAUCGAUCUUCAAAUUGAGAUAAGCCUUUUCAGGUAUUUUUUUAAUCUGAAUGACUAAGUCUUGACUAAAUACACCAAGGAUCAUGAAUGGAUUAAAUACGAUACUCAAACAAAGAUUGCUAAAAUUGGAAUUACAGAUUAUGCAUAAAAGGAAUUGGGAGAUAUAGUUCAUGUUGAUUUCCAAAAGGUGGGAUUGGUAUUCAAAACACACCAAUCAUUGGGAGCAAUUGAAAGUGUCAAAGUUGCUGCUGACAUCUAUGCUCCUGUUGCUGGUGAAAUUGUUGGAGUAAUUGACUCAUUUAUAAUUAGAUUAAUGAAGAUUUAAAGGACUCUCCCAAUUUGAUUAACGAGAAGGCUGAGGAAACAUGGAUUUUGUAAGCCAAAGUGUAAAAUGAAUCUGAAUUAGAUACCUUAUUGGAUAAAUAAUCAUAUGAUAAGAUCAUCAACAAAUGAGAAUAUUAAUAUUAGAAAUACAUCAUAAUCUAACAUACAUAACCA
This is a messenger RNA of Paramecium octaurelia, 511 nucleotides long. The record is from the annotation of a GenBank genome assembly. Lineage: Eukaryota; Ciliophora; Oligohymenophorea; Peniculida; Parameciidae.